Messenger RNA from Pseudozyma hubeiensis SY62, 1629 nucleotides. Its product is annotated as actin. NCBI's taxonomy places the organism in Eukaryota, Fungi, Basidiomycota, Ustilaginomycetes, Ustilaginales, Ustilaginaceae. The record is from RefSeq and is a predicted model, not a curated record. The transcript has a single exon. The coding region runs from base 1 to 1629 and encodes 542 amino acids.
AUGACGGCUCGCGAAGCAAGAACAGUGAUCAUCGUCACCGGCUCGCACACCAUCACCGCAGGAUACGGCAUCCACGAGAUUCUCAAGCGUCCAUCCAUCUCGCUCACUGCGCGUGUCGGUCUUCCAAGAUCGUCUGCAUCCACUUCGUCGGCAUCGUCACCUCCAGACUACACGCAAUACCUCGUCGGAUCUGCUCUCGACCAAGCGGAACGACGAGGCGAUGAUGUCGCCAUCUUUUGGCCUAUGCGGAAGGGCUACGUGCGCGACUGGCAACAGAUGAUCGCGCUAUGGAACUACGUGCUCUUCCACCUGCUUCCCAUCCGCCGCUCUCACAACGACUCGAACAUCCUCAUCAGCUUGCCACUACCCGUAUCUCGAGCCACGCAUGCGUACCUCACCCAGAUCUUCUUCGAGCACUUCAAUUCGGCCGCCAUCACAAUCGCGGAGAAGCCGCUGCUCUCCUGCUACGGCGUCGGCAGCAUGAACGCAUGCGUGGUGGACCUCGGAUACGAGAGCUGCGACGUUUCGCCAGUGAUCGAAUGCUUGGUGCAGUCGAACGCCAACGUCAAGACCGACGUGGGAGCGCGCCACUGCAUCCUCUAUCUCGCCCAUCUGCUGCGUCGCGAUCAGAGCCUGGUCAAGGCAAUCCAGACGCUACUUCGAUACACGCGCAAAGCGUCGGCCUCUUCACGUCAGAGCGACGAGGAAGCGUUGAAGAGUGCCAUCUUUGCACUGGCGCAGCAAUUGGUAGAGGAGGGGUUGGUGCUGGAUGAGGAGUCCUUCAAGAAGGGAGCUGGAGGUAUGAUCUCGGCAGCGGAUGGAGAGGACGACGAGGGUAACUUUGACAUUGCGGCUGUACUUGUCGAAGGUACAAAGAAGCACGACGACGAAGAGGAGGAGAGGCGUAAGGCGAUGGAAGCAAGCCAGGGCGAAGAGAUCGACGAAGCCAUCCUCGCGUCCAUCACGGGCGAAGACGGUCAGGCGGGUGGAUCCACGGAUGACAAGGCCGUGUUGGUGCACUUCCGAGGCCUCAAGCUCAAGGUCGGUCCCGAGCGCUUCCGCUUCCUAGAGCCGCUUUUCCGCCCCGAGCUGCUCAAGGAUGUCGCCGGUGCUUCCGAUCUUGGCCUGGGAGACGAGCCUUUCGGAGCAGGGCCGAUCGCCACAGCCUCGUCAAGCCACGACAGCUAUCCGAUCUCGACGGCAUCACCCGACUGGAGCCAGGCCAUCUCGCUUCCGCUCGCCAUCGCCAACGCCAUCUCGCGCGUGGAAGAUGCGGAUCGUCGACCUCAGCUGUGGGAGAACCUCAUCUUCACAGGUCAACCCGCCAAGAUCAAGACGAUCCAGCUCGAGGCCAUCUCAGCCUUGUCCGAGUACGUGGCCACCGAACAGACCGAAGCGGCGCAGGUGCUGGCCGAACCCAACCCGCUGCAAGCGCGCAAUGUCCGUGCCUUGCGCGUGCCCGACUAUUUCUCCGAGUUCAAGGAGCGCAACGACCUGGCUGCCUUUCUUGGAGGCACCAUCUAUGCCAAGCUCGUGUUUGGUGACCCGCAAGCAAAGGCUUUCAUCACCAAGCAGAACUACAACGAGGCGGGUCCCAACCAGGCCUUCUCGGUCAAGCUCAGUGCUUGA